UUCAAUGACAGAUCUGAGGCCUUAAUCUAAAGCGCUUUGUUUCUGGUUUAGUUUUGCCCAAGUUUGACGUGACCGUAAACGCACCGCAGACCUACAGUGUUGCAGUUAUGGGACUGAAAGUUGAGUCUUGUGCCAAGUGAGUGAUGCUUUAUUUUCUUGUCUUGUGGUUGGUCAGUUCUUUAUCUUGUUAUGAUGUUUCCCAGAUAUACAUAUGGCCAACCUGUACCUGGUCAAGCCUUAGUGGAAGUGUGCCGUGAUCCAUUUCCAUACAGUCUGCUUCAUAAUUUGACCAGACAGUGCCUGACUCAAACCGCAAAGAUGAAUGCCACGGGCUGUGCCUCUCUUACUGUUGAUGCGUCAGUGUUUUUCAACACCAAAUUUGAAGACCAAAUGCAAGACACAUUUCUUGUAAAUGUGAAUGUUACUGAGGAGGGAACAGAUGUAAUUGUGUCAAAAUCUGCAAUGGUGUCCUUUGCAAAACAAAGUAUAUUUCUUGGAGGGGAGCAACUGGCCCAACAAACUGCUGUUGAAUCUAACCACAAACAAGAAUGGACGGGCUGCGUUCUCCCUAAACACGGCUGAUCUGAAUCUGGUGCCGAGUGCUAAACCAGAGGUUUUGAAUGGUUCUAAAUCGCCAUACUUCACUGCAGAUACAAGUGACCGUGGAGUAUUCAUUUGUUGCAGAGGCUGGUAGCUACAGUGAUGACAAUCUAUAUGGUCUCAUCCAAAGGAGUGAUCGUCCUCCAUGGAUUUCAGACGGUUAAAGCACAGGCUGGUGAUGCAGUCACAAGUGGCUCUGUGACGUUCCAGUUGUCUGUCAGCGUCGCUAUGGCUCCAGCAGUGCAGAUUCUGGUCUACAGUGUUCUUCCCAGUGAGAAUGUAGUUGCUGCUAGUGUUCCGUUUGACACCGAUAUGUGUUUCCAGAACCAGGUGUCUCUGCAGUUUUCUCCAGCUACGGCUGUUCCUGCGGAGGGAAACGUUCUGAUGGUUUCUGCUCAAGCAGGAUCUCUGUGUAGCGUCAGUGCUGUAGAUCAGAGUGUCCGGAUCAUGGAGCCAGGAAGACGUCUGAGUGCCUCAAUCAGGUUUUUUGUUUGGGUUUUUAAUCUGAAUAUUUCAGUGUGUGGCACUUCUGAUUAGAAUGCCACUUCAGUUUACUCCAGUGUCUUAAGUACAAGGGCCUGAAUUUUUAGCGCAACUUCAGUGUCGGUAUGUCUGUUAGUUUGAUUCUUGCUCUAGAAAUUGGUACAUGACUUAAAGAUAAAAUGAAAAAAUGUAGGCUUGUGUUGUAAUGGGCUAUACUAGCUUUUGUUACUGAAUGUGGUCUUUUAAUAUGACUGUUGGAAGU
Molecule: messenger RNA, 1345 nt
Organism: Pimephales promelas (fathead minnow)
Lineage: Eukaryota; Metazoa; Chordata; Actinopteri; Cypriniformes; Leuciscidae
Source: RefSeq, a predicted model, not a curated record